Anopheles moucheti is the source of this 903-nucleotide messenger RNA. RefSeq names its product keratin-associated protein 19-2-like. The transcript has 2 exons. Bases 117 to 428 code for a protein of 103 amino acids. Lineage: Eukaryota; Metazoa; Arthropoda; Insecta; Diptera; Culicidae. The record is from RefSeq and is a predicted model, not a curated record.
AAAGUACUGCCAAUUCCUAACAGCAGCAUCAAUUCGCCACUUGCAAUCUCAGUGUACAGAACUGUGCAAAAGUGUUCUACGCUUCCAAACCCAACCAACCAACCAACCAACUAACCAUGAAGUCCUUCAUUGCUCUGUUCGUCGUCCUGGCCAUCGCUGCCGUCCAUGGUGCCGAGGAGUCGAAGGUGACCGAGAAGCGCGGAAUCUACGGUGGUCUCGGCUACGGCUACAACGGCUAUCCUGGUCUGGCCGGUCAAGGUUACUACGGAGGUAUUGGCGGACUGGGAUACGGUCACGGACUCGGCUACGGAUCGCACCUCGGCUACUACGGAUCGUACCCAGGAUACUACGGUUCCCACUCCGGAUACCUCGGUGGCUACUCUGGCUACUCUGGCUACCCGUACGGUCUGGGCUACGGACUCCACUAAGACUCCACUGUACACUCCGAAUGCUCCUGCCAAUCCGGUGAUGUGAUUCAGCGAAAGUGAAGUUUGCUCGAUAGUGCAGAUAGUGUGCGUGUGUGAAUAGUGAGAAUGAGAUUGCCCACUGCGCUUUCCACACAAUGUCACUCAUCUGAAGCUAAUGCCAUCCAGUUUAACAUGUGCUAGAGUGAUGCACUUCGUGCCGCAUCGGAAUGAGAGCGAAUAGGAGCGACAGGUGUUUCGAGCAUCCCUUCGCCUUCAUGGUCACCGGGCCACCGGUACCACGAACGGUGGAGCUUUGGUUCCAUCAAAAUUCUUCUCCCGACCCGACUUCCCUGGACGAAUGCUGUGAAUACUUUCGAAAGUAUACGACUAUUUUACUAUACUUGAUUUUGCCUCUACUGUGUUAUUACAACUACUCUUUUUUUACUUUAGUCUGUAGCAUUUGUACAGUACAAUAAAAUAAAAGGAGAAAAUUUCU